Molecule: messenger RNA, 3122 nt
Organism: Limulus polyphemus (Atlantic horseshoe crab)
Lineage: Eukaryota; Metazoa; Arthropoda; Merostomata; Xiphosura; Limulidae
Product: twist-related protein-like
Exons: 1
Coding region: 464-1228 (254 amino acids)
Molecular function (GO): protein dimerization activity
Source: RefSeq, a predicted model, not a curated record
UGGAUUGUCCUUUUUACAGAAUAUUGAAAUAUUGUGUUAUCCUUAGCUAUAUAUAUACACACGAUGUGUUAAUUGUCAACCAUAGCUCUUCUGAACCGGAUAUGACAUAAUGGUUAACAUUCUGGGCUGUGGAUCUGAAGGUGUAAGAUUCGAAUUGCUAAGUUUUGUUUAACACCAUCUACACCUUCACCCGUGAGGUUGUUAUAACUUUGACAAACAAACUCCCAUUUUCGGUUCAGAGUAGCCACAUUGGUAGAGAGCGCUGCCUACUGGUUGCCCCCUCUUUUGACCACCAGGAGUGGCUAUGCCGUUUGCCCAUGUAUUGGAUAAUGUGACAUUCAGGUUGAAAUUACCAGUUAUUUAGCUAUCUUACUUCAUUCCGUUUGUUUUAAGUAUAUGAAACACUAGUGCACAUGUGAGCUGGUGAAUAUGGCUGUCUUGUUUGAUUCAUUAAGAUUUUGUAAUGUGCAUGACACUCGUAUGUUCUUAUCGUCUGUCUCCCAGACUAACAGAUCUAUAUUUCAUGUUACUGUUGCAGGGAAUGGUGAAAUCACAAAACAAAGAGAUGGCGUCGAAGAUAGAUGAUAUAAGCUCACUGAGACAAGGUAGGUGUUUCUGGCCAGAUGAAACCACUGACCUAGACAUCUUGGAUGACCUAGAAAAGUCCCGCGGUGCCACCAAGAGACCAUCCGGUUCAGCAGAAGAUCCUUCUCCCAACAGCGAAUCCACAGACUCGAGCUCUGUAAGCGACGAGAUUACCAUCCCGACAAAACCCAAGCAACAAAGAAGGUCGUCAACGAACGGACGUAGACGGCGACAAACCUUGAAUGCGAGAGAGAGAAAUCUUCGUCGGUUAGAAAGUAACGAAAGAGAGCGCAUGCGCAUGCACAGCUUAAAUGAUGCCUUCCAAUCCCUCCGAGAAGUGAUACCCCAUGUUGCAAUGGAGAGAAAAUUAUCGAAGAUAGAAACACUGACACUAGCAAAAAACUACAUAAUGGCACUUACAAAUGUGGUUUGUGAGAUGAAAGGAGAAAACAAACCCUACAAGCUGUUACCAGAAAACCGAGAUAGCAACAACAACGACAAUGAAGAUCGCGUCGAUAUGGCAGUUGGACUUUCUGAAAGUGCAUUAAAUUUUAAAGAAAUAAACCCCAACUACCAGGGGAAACUGGAAGGAGUAGACAUCACUCAGUUCGAGGUUCCCUCUCGAGACUCCAACGCUCUUUAGUUGUUAAAUUUUUAGCACGUGAAUUUCGAAUCUAUAAACAAGAAGCGUUUGUAGCCAUAUUCCAUAAGGAUCGUAAAUUAAUAUCGAUAUCAUGAUUAACGCUCAUCUUCAGUUUUUUUUUUUAAAUCUAAUCGGUUCUAGAAAUUAAUUAAAGCGUUUUAUUAGAUUCGAAUUUUACAGGGUCGACAUUUAAUGAGGAGAGGAAAGAGAAAUUAUCUAAUAUAAAAAUAUCAUAAAUUGGCUAGAAAAUGUAAAAUAGAAUCACAUAUGCAUAUUUUAUAAGAAACUAAAAGCACAUUUCUUCUUUGUAAAAGUAAAACUGGAAAGACAUAAAUAUAUUUUUUUUGGCAGUGAGUUGGAAUUUACACUAUAAACUGAAAAGCUAGAAAUUCUAAAUGAUAGACUUAAUGCCAAUAUUUACAUAUCAUUAUCAUCACGAGAGUGUUCACUGUGGAUUUUCCAUUAUUAUUGUACUCAUAAUCACGCAAAGGAAAAAAAAAUAUAGGUAAAAAAUGUUCGAAUUUUGGAGUGAGAGGAGUAGCAGUAGCCGAUAAUCGUGAUAACGUUAAUUACAUUUAAAAGUAUAUAUUUAAUAAAUAAAUGUGUGUAAUAAUAACAGUUAAGUACUCUUACUAAGAUAUGUUUUUAUUUUGAAUGGUUUAUAAAGUUCUUUAUGUUUAAUAUGUUUUUAUUUUCGUCUUGAAGAAAUUGUUAACAGGUUAACAACGAUCUAUUUGUUUUUUUAAGUUAAUUCUUAAUUUGAUAAACGAAUGACUGAAACAGUUGUUGCUUCGGAUUAUCAAACUCUUUUUCGUUCUAGAGUUUUCGGUCAGAGAAGUGCACGCUCUAGUCCUAUAGAUGAUGAUAAUGUUGUCUUCUAUCUACAGAUAUUGCACUGUGAACGUUAUUAUUAGAAACGCGACUAUAGACUGAAAGUGACGACUGACACAGGAAGAUGAGAGGUGGAGAUAGAGUUGUAAUGAUAGUUGUAAAUCGAUUAACGUUUUUUUUUCCCCAUUUGGUGUCUCGUGGAUUUCGUAUGUGUGUGUGUGAAUGGAAUAUGUAACUUGAGCUAUAACUAAGCAUCUCAUUGCACAGCUAACGUUCACGUGAUUUUUACUGUUAAAAUUCUGAAAACAAGAGGGAAAUAAUACUUCUAAGUGAUCGCGCUCUGAAUGUAAAGUCUUCUCCAAUCUUUUAACCUUAAGGUCGUAGUUCAGUCGUUGUUGAAGGACGUUUUGCUGCUAUAGUGUUGUGCACUAGGUAUUCUGGAAUCUACAACAGACGAAAAGCUCCACGGUGGUUGAGUGAUAAGUCUGCAGGCUUACGACGCUGAAAUUCAGGUUUCGAUACCCGUGGUGGGCAGAGCAUAGAUAGCUCAUUGUGUUGCUUUGUGUUUAACAAUAACCGAACUAACAGACUAAAAUUAAGUAGGCAUUUUUUGUUUUCAAUUCUCCCAGUAACGAGCUAACCCAGAAAACAAAAUAGCACGAGUUAACCCGGCAAAUACAUUAGCGAUGGUUAUCGUUUCUGAUCUUGAAUAACAAAAAACAAAACACACCAAAUCCCCUAGAAUCUAAGCCUAAGUUCUGGUUCGUGAAGUCUGAAAAUUUGGUUCUUAUUCUAAAGUGUAUACAACUUUAUAUGAGGAAGAGUAAGUGGGUGCGGACACGUGAUUGUAUGGUGUCUGUUUCAACUUGUUUUUUUUUAGACCGUUACUGAUUUCUAUACCGCCACAACUUUACAAUAUGCCUUCCUUUGGACCCCCUAGAGGCACAGCAGCAUGUCUGCUAACUUACAACGCUAGAAACUGGGUUUCGAUACCCGUGGUGGGCAGAGCACAGAUAGCCCAUUGUGUAGCUUUGUGCUUAAUUACAAACAUACAAAUAAAUAG